This is a messenger RNA of Aethalodelphis obliquidens (Pacific white-sided dolphin), 531 nucleotides long. RefSeq names its product hemoglobin subunit epsilon-like. Gene Ontology annotation, cellular component: blood microparticle; haptoglobin-hemoglobin complex; hemoglobin complex. The record is from RefSeq and is a predicted model, not a curated record. Gene Ontology annotation, molecular function: oxygen binding; hemoglobin alpha binding; heme binding. Gene Ontology annotation, biological process: oxygen transport; hydrogen peroxide catabolic process. Lineage: Eukaryota; Metazoa; Chordata; Mammalia; Artiodactyla; Delphinidae.
AUGGUGCGUUUUACUGCUGAGGAGAAAGAUGUUGGCAGCCUGUGGGCCAAGAUGAAUGUAGAGGUGGCUGGAGGUGAGAGCUUGGGAAGGUUCCUGGUUGUCUACCCAUGGACCCAGAGGUUCUUUUACAGUUUUGCUAACUUAUACUCUGAGUCUGCGAUAAUGGGCAACCCUAAGGUCAAGGCCUGUGGCAGGAAGGUGCUGACCUCCUUUGGAAAUGCCAUUAAACACAUGGACGACCUCAAGGGCACCUUUGCACAUCUAAGUGAGCUGCACUUUGACAAGCUGCAUGUGGAUUCUGAGAACUUCAGGCUCCUGGGCAACGUGCUGGUGGUUGUGCUGGCUGAGAACUUUAAAAAUGAAUUCACCCUGGAGUUGCAGGCUGCCUAUCAGAAGGUGGCGCCUGGUGUGGCUAAUGCCCUGGCCCAAAAUUACGACUAAGCUCCCUUUCCUGAUUUUCAGGAAAGACCUUUUUGUCCUCAGAGCCCAAAAUCUGGAUACAGAAAAAUAAAGAAGAGUUUUGAGCAUCUG